Dermochelys coriacea (leatherback sea turtle) is the source of this 1510-nucleotide messenger RNA. RefSeq lists its product as uncharacterized. Gene Ontology annotation, molecular function: phospholipase inhibitor activity. Lineage: Eukaryota; Metazoa; Chordata; Testudines; Dermochelyidae. The record is from RefSeq and is a predicted model, not a curated record. Gene Ontology annotation, cellular component: extracellular region.
AUGCUAAUCCAUUUGUUUCUUUAUUACAUCAUAGCAUCUACCCAAGCCGGUCUAUAAAAAGAGAGAGACAGGUGCACCGUUCUAUUUUGCAGAAUUAGCCACCUACUUCACCAAGGCAAACUUCUCUCUAAGCAGUGUUUGCCCAUCUGGGAUAAAUCCCCUGGCCAGAGAUUUGGCUGCAUCCGAGACCUCCAGCGCUGAUCUCCUGCUUCCCGAUCACCAUGAGGGCUUCUUUCGCUGUCUGCAUCCUCACUGCUCUCCUGGCUAUGGGGGCCUGUCUGCAGUGUGAGGUUUGCGAUGGACCAGGAACCAGCUGCACGGGUGACCUACGGACCUGCCUUGAUGGGGAAGACACUUGUGGCAUCGCUCUGACAAAAGUGACAUGGGUGGGAAUUAAGACCCAGAGCAUUCUCAAGGGCUGUGUGACAUCCAGCCAAUGUAAAGCUGGCCCCGUCUCUAUGAAUUUUGGGAACGGAAUGACAACAAGGAUGAGCAUCGCCUGCUGCGUGGGAGACACCUGCAGAACAACCACCGUUACAGUGUCCCCGGCUGCCACCAAACCGAAUGGCCAGAGCUGCCAGGGCUAUUAUGUGUUGAAUGCUGGUCAAUGCAACGAGCAGACCACAGAGUGUGCUGGAUCCGAGACCCAGUGUCUUGACGCCCGCUGGGACAGUAACGAUUGCCCCUCUGUGAUCAAUCCCCUGGCUGGAGAUUUGGCUGCUCAGACUCCAGUGCUGAUCUCCUGCUUCCCCAUCACCAUGGAGGCUUCUCUUGCCAUCUGCAUCCUUGCUGCUCUCCUGGUGACAGGGUCUUGCUUGCAAUGUGAGGUUUGUGCAGGCCAAGGAACCAGCUGCACGGGCGCCAUGCAGACCUGCCCAGCUGGGCAGGACUCUUGUGCCAUCGCUCGGACACUAACCACAUUGGCGGGAGUGAACAUCCAGAGCAUUCACAAGCACUGUGUAACAUCCAGCCAAUGUAAAGCCGGCCACGUCUCUAUGAAUUUUGGGCUGGGAAUGAUGACGAGGACGAGCAUCGCCUGCUGCAUGGGAGACACCUGCAAAGCAACCAUUGUUAUAGUGCCCCCAGCUGACACCAAACCCAAUGGCCGGAGCUGCCGGGGCUGCUACUCUCUGUCCUCUGAGCAAUGCCGCGAAGAGACCAUGCAGUGCACUGGAUCCGAGACCCAGUGUCUUGACCCUGCUGGGACCAUAACAUUUGGUGGAAACCCAACCCAGAUGGUGAUGAAGGGCUGCGUUUCCCAGUCCAUCUGCGACCACCUACAAGUGGGUUCGGGGACUGUUGCAGGGAUCCAUGCAAAUCUAACCAUGGCCAAAUGCACAAUGGUCACCGGCAUGGCGGGCGCGGCUCCGAGACCAGUCGGGCUCCUCCUCCCGGCCCUAGCUGGGCUUCUCCCGCUGAUGCUUCUCUCCUGAUUCCCCACCUGGUGCAAUAGCACCACUGCACUGAAAUCCACCCUGCAGCCUGCGUUAGCUGCUCUCUUCCCCCCCCC